Messenger RNA from Nymphaea colorata (pocket water lily), 3065 nucleotides. RefSeq lists its product as uncharacterized. Gene Ontology annotation, molecular function: DNA binding. The record is from RefSeq and is a predicted model, not a curated record. The transcript is spliced from 4 exons. NCBI's taxonomy places the organism in Eukaryota, Viridiplantae, Streptophyta, Magnoliopsida, Nymphaeales, Nymphaeaceae. Bases 70 to 2574 code for a protein of 834 amino acids.
CAAGGAGAAAACCCUAAAAUAGGCAAGAGGGAUACCUUCUGCUCCGAAGACCGCAUUCCAGCGGCUUCAAUGGCGUCCGAAGCCGAGUCGGAGGAGAACCUCCUCCGAGUCGGGGCGAUUCCGGCCAUCGACCUGCGAUUCCUGUCUCAGGAAGAUCUUAAUUGCCUCGCUACCCUUUCCGACGAGCUCCGCCUUUUGCGACGCGAUGACGUCGUCGUCCCGAAGAUCGACCGCUCGGUUUUCAACGAGAGCGCUGGAAGCAGGAGGCAGACGUACUCCAGGCUCCGGCUUGCUCAGAGAAAGGACGAAGCCGUGGCCGUCAGAGGCGGCCGUCGUCGAACCGGGCUUCUUACGGUUUCGCGCCAUCCCGCCGGCUCCGUGGACAACUCGGGUACCAGGGACAACGAUCUGAUCGUCAGUCUCCUCCGAGACUUGUUCUCGAAGGAAAAUCCGGCGUCUUCUGCAUCGAAGAAUGGGUUCCCCCCUAGGGUUUCUUCUCCUGUUGAGGGAAUGGGAGCGAGAUCCAUCGGCACCGUGGGUUUGUUGGAGGAUCUUUCUUCGCGACCGAGGAAAAGGAGGAAGAAAGACGACGCAAGGAGGAAAAUGCAGGGCUCGCUGUCUCAGGGAGUUCGCGGCGAACGCUUGGAUAAUGGCGUGAGUUCGUCUUCCGCUGGUGCACAGAACGGAGUUCUCAACGUGCUUCCCUUGGCGAGUGAGGAUAUCUUCGUUGCGGAGUUGAACAGGAGAACGGCAGGUCUGGUGAGCGAAGCAGAUGUACUCGGGUUCUUAGGCAGAUUGCCUGGCCGGUGGGCGUCUAGAAGGAAGAAGAAGAAGUUUGUUGAGGCGAGCGAUGUUGGCGAAGGAUUACCAAAAGGUUGGAAGAUUUUGGUGGGCAUUCGGCGGAAACAUGGUCGUGUGUACGUCGACUGCCGCAAGUACAUAAGCCCGAGCGGGAAGCAAUUUAUUACCUACAAGGAGGUGUAUUCUCAUUUGAUGUCUUCAGUUGGGUCCCAUGCUGCAAGUUGGGACAUUUCUCCAAAUUUAGGUGUUGACAAUACUUCGGUGAAUAAAUUGCCUCCAGGAAAAAGUGUUGUUGCUAAGGAGGACAGCCAGAAAGACAACUCUCAGCCUCAAACGGUGGUCGUAAGCCUUGUGUCAACGACUCUCUCUGCUUCUUCUGAUAACGAUGGACAUCUCUCGCAUAAGGUAAAGAAUCCAGUGAAGGACCAAUUCAGGAGUUUGCUUGAAUGCCGUCAGUGCAAAGUGAGUUUCUGCAAGAAGGAGGAGUUUAUGCAGCACUUGCUGACAGCCCAUCAGAGAAAUGCGAAGACAUGUCGACCUUAUAAAACUAUUGGUGAAGGUGUUAUCAUUAAAGAUGGAAAGUAUGAGUGCCAGAUUUGCCACAAGAUUUUUGAAGAGAGGCAUCGCUAUAAUGGUCAUGUUGGUGUACAUGUGAGACAUUAUGUUAGAAGUCUUGAAGCAUUGCCGGAUGAGAUAAUUGUGGAGAAAAACGUUGAUCAAUUGUCACAUGUUGGAGUUACUUCAAUGGGUUGUGAAAUGCAUUCUGCUAUUGGUAAUGACAGUAAUUCAUUGGAUGAUGGCUCUGAUGUUAAAACUAAUGGUCAACAAACUGUUACUCACGGAAGCUCUGUCAAUAAUUCAGAGAUGUGUAUAGACGGGAAUGCUUCUGAUUCUACUCCAAGGGAUGCUACCAGCGCAAUUGUUUCUUGUGCUACUUUAACGAACAUUGCUGAUGAGCAGAAUAAUGAUGCUGCAAUUGUUCAUCGAAAAGAAGAAAAGGUUGGCUCUGUUGAGAACGCAAAUGGAUUUAGUAAUGAGGAAGAUGAUAUUGCAAAUUCCUGUUUGCCUUCCAAUCUGAAUGGCACGUCUGAUAGUGUCAAGCUUGAUGUGAAAGACAAAGGCAUCGACAACUCUGCAAACAGUUUUGAUGGCUUUCACAAGGAUCUUGCCAAUAAUUCUGGAGCAGGUGGACAAAAAUGUACGGUCGAUGAAACAAGCAAAUGCUACAAUCUUGACAGUGGUUUUGAUGGUCUUUAUGGUGAUAAAGAGCAGGUUUUUAAGCCAAUUGUAGCUGAAUCUGCGGUUCUAGUUGAUGGAAAAAGUGAAAAACAAUGCAAGUUGACAGACUCAUCAUCUGUGUCCUUGCAAUCAUCAAGCUGUUUGUUUUCACAUGAGAUGAAGAUAAAAAAGGGAGAAGAUGAACCGAAGAUUGCUGGCCAGACGGAUGAGAGAUCUUGUUCGGAGAAGGUACCAGUGGGUGACAGUAAGCAACCGAUAUCAAUCCCAGUGGACCUGGACUGUGGUGUUGCCCUGGUUGAAGCCAUUGGGACUUCGGUGCAGCCGGACUGGGAUGCAUUGUUGCCAAAGAUCGUCAACAACCAUCAGGUUACUACUGUAUGUGUAUGGUGCAGAAAGGAAUUCAACCAUGAGGGAAUUGAUCCUGAGACACAACCCGACUCUGUUGGUUUCAUGUGUCCUGCAUGCAAGGCUAAAAUCUCAGGGAAACUUAAUGUACUGGAUGAUGGCUUAGUAAAGAAUUUUGAUCCACUCUAGUUUGGGAACUGUGCAACAUAUUAUUGCUGAGAGGAUUAGCUUCAUAGACAGGAGGUAAUCUCUUCUCUUCUGGGUAAUUCCUUAUCAUGAUUGUUGUACCCAAUUUAAGUUUGUUUCACCCCAUAUUUCAGCAGAAAAUGUACAAUUUUUCUUUGAAACCUAACCCUACAAAUUUGAUUAUUCAAAGAAUAAGCUAAAUAAGAUAGGUUUAGUAAAGUUAACCACAAACAUAGAUAAUGGACGAGUCAAUGACGUUGCUAGAAAUUCUGGUGAGGGGGCACUGAGCACUCAUAUGUAAAUAUGUGCACUUGUAGGCAAAUGUUUUGGAAGUUUGUGGGCAUGUUCCCCGUGGCCCAUAUGUAGUUUUGCACAACGUGCACUCUUGUAGCCUGUAGGUGAAGCCAAUCAAAGUUGUAAGUCGCCAAAGAGACCUAGUCGGUCUGAUUUGGUCAUGUAUACUUCAAUAAUUAUUUUUGGUGGUCUGGUUUUCA